Messenger RNA from Lingula anatina, 555 nucleotides. RefSeq lists its product as uncharacterized. The record is from RefSeq and is a predicted model, not a curated record. NCBI's taxonomy places the organism in Eukaryota, Metazoa, Brachiopoda, Lingulata, Lingulida, Lingulidae.
AUGUGGAUGUGUGUUGUGGUGAGGUAUGGGGGCGUUGUUACAUGUGGCAGGAUAAGCACCUGUAUUGGCGGUUACUCCACUUUUGGGCACCAUGUUGGAGACUGGGAACGGGUCGUAAUAACAUUCAAGGAUGACAAACUGUACUCGAUAUAUCUCUAUAUCCAUGGAUCAGAAGCUACUGCACAGUUUGGCGGAGAAUUCAUUUGGGACGGGCAAAGCUUCAAACAAGGUUCACGCACCGUGUCGCUGACCGAAUGCAGCCACCCGGUGAUUUACUCGGCAAAGGGUUCCCACGGUUCCUGGCCAGAACCCGGGGAGCACGUGUACAAGGAUAUCAUCAUGGAUAAGCUGGUCGACUCUUGCAGCGACGGCCAGGAUUGGCAAACCUGGAACAACCUGAAAGUUGUCAAGAACACCGGUGCUCCCUUCACUGGCGAGUUCAGCUUCCUGAACUUCAAAGGCCGCUGGGGAAAUAGAGAGUCUGAAUGCACACUUCGGACAAUCGGGAUCGAUCAGUGCAUCUUGAGUAACGGUCCCACGGGUCCACUGAAUUAG